GCGCAUGCUCGACUCCACUUUGAGAAGACUUCUCUACCUGAGAUGUUCAAAGAAGUCGGGACAGGACCAGUCAGCACUGUGUGCCGCAUGCUGCCUCCUUACGAGCCUAUGUGACACUGGAGGAGCUGUGCUGGCCAGACAGCUCACCAUCCAGGUCUUCACCGGUGCCUACCUGGCAGCUGUCGACCUAGUGAACUUCCUGCUCAUUCUCUUCCCAGUCUGCGGCUCUAAAAUCAAGUCACAUUCCCGUCGGGGUCCCCGGGAGAAGAAGAGAAGACAGCGGCUCCGGGCCACCAUGUUCACCUUGACCCUCCCACUGAGUCUGGGCCCAGGCUGGGCUCUCUGGGCCUCUGUCCCGAAGGCUUCAGGCCCAGUACAGGGGACCCAGCGGAGGCUUCUGGGACACCUGCUGCAGUGCCAGGGGAAGACGUUGCCCGCUCUCCACCUGUGGAUGCGGCUCCUGUCCGCCCUGGCCGGCCUCCUCUACGCCUCAGCCAUUGUGGCUCAUGACCGGCGGCCCGAGUACCUGCUGCGGGCCACACCCUGGUUCCUGACCUCCCUUGGCCGUGCUGCGCUGGACCUGGCUAUCAUUUUUCUCUCCUGUGUGAUGAAGAGCCGGAUGAGGCGGGUCCUGGGACUUGCCACGGAAGCCAGCGAGAGCGGCGACAUGCAAGCCCUUUUGCCCUGUGCAGAGAGGGAUGACGAAAGGACCCAGGAGAAUUCAGACUGGAUGCCUCUCACCACGCUCCCAAACUGCAAGCCCCUCCGGACAAUGGGAGCCAUCAGCCGCUACAUGGAGCUGACCAUUGAGCCUGUGCAGCAGGCAGGCUGCAGUGCCACCAGGCUGCCUGGCGAUGGACAGACGAUCGCCAGCGAGGUCUCCCUGCAGGAGCCCCCGUCCUACCCGCCCGUUCAGGUCAUCCGGGCCCGAGUGUCCUCCAGCAGCUCCUCCGAGGUCUCCUCCAUCAACUCGGACCUCGAGCAAAAGUAUUGGGAGGCCCUAAACUCAGAGCAGUGGGACCCUGAAGAUGUGAACCGAAGGAGCAGAGACCACGUGGAGAUGCUCAGAUCCCAGGCCCACAGCGGCUCCACAAGCCAGUGGACUUGACCUCUGAGGCUUGGCACCUUCUAGAGCCAUCAGCACAGAGCCCAAGGGCAGGCCUUUGUCGGGCGGGGAGCGGCAGUCAUUGCCGUAGCAGGCGCGAGCACUGCGGAAAGGCUGCUCCGGGAAAGUGAAGAACCCGGAACUGGGCUGGUCCGCGGCGGGGCUCAAAGCAGAGCUCAGGCUUCGGAUCUUGUGGUCAGGCCUGGACGUGCCGAGUUUGUUCUGAAGAUUAGAAGUUCCAGACCACUCUUGCAUUGUAGAAAUAAAGCUCUACCAAAAGGA
Molecule: messenger RNA, 1387 nt
Organism: Echinops telfairi (small Madagascar hedgehog)
Lineage: Eukaryota; Metazoa; Chordata; Mammalia; Afrosoricida; Tenrecidae
Gene: TMEM44
Product: transmembrane protein 44
Source: RefSeq, a predicted model, not a curated record